AUGUUGUUUCUUUUCCCUCCCGAAACAUCCUGGUCUUUGCUUACUUCUUUCCCUUUCGAAUUCGCUCCAUUCCAUAAUCUUAUGCAGCAUGGACACCGCCUUGCCUUGUCUUUAGCUGGCGACGGAGGGCGGCAAAUUUAUGACGAGCAUGAUGGUCGAUGUGCUGAUGGACUCUGGUCGGCCGAUUAUCAUAGAGAUGCCUUGGUUAACAUGCAGCAUGCGGCCUUCCUUGAAAUAGCCUUCCAUAACAUGCUUGGAUGGAUGCUCUUGUUCGUUUUUUCUUAUCUCUUUCCUUUUGGCUUUAAUGCCACCAAUGCCGAAAGCUACCAUGGUUUAUACACCAUUGCUUGCCUUGACGGCUUCAUGGAAGCCAUAUCGUGA
Molecule: messenger RNA, 381 nt
Organism: Trichophyton benhamiae CBS 112371
Lineage: Eukaryota; Fungi; Ascomycota; Eurotiomycetes; Onygenales; Arthrodermataceae
Exons: 1
Coding region: 1-381 (126 amino acids)
Source: RefSeq, a predicted model, not a curated record